Molecule: messenger RNA, 3336 nt
Organism: Sorghum bicolor (sorghum)
Lineage: Eukaryota; Viridiplantae; Streptophyta; Magnoliopsida; Poales; Poaceae
Exons: 2
Coding region: 400-3078 (892 amino acids)
Source: RefSeq, a predicted model, not a curated record
CAGCAUAAGUCUGACCCCAACUCGCCUCCGAGGCUCCAAUCCUCUGUCUUUCUCUUCCAAAUCCCCUACUCCGAUCCCCUCGCUCGCCGCCGGCGAUUGAGACGCUCACAGCCCGCCAUCGAACAUCGCUAUGCCAUCGCGAGGACAUCCUGCAGCUUCUCUUCCUCCGCUACUACACGAAGCGGCAGCUGCACCGGAAGGCGGAAGCCGUGCCCUGCCGUCUUGUUGCAGUUGCAGCGCUCACGCCUCACUGCCUCAGCUGCUGCGGCCCUGCAGUUGCGCCGCGACGCGAAGCACGCACGUGCUGGUGGCUGGGGGCGCAUCUUCACGUACUCCACGGUCUGGGGCUCUUCCAUCAGGACACGGUCGCCAUCGACCUCGUCGCGUGUCGCCCACAAUAUGCUCGAUGAAAUGUGCCAGGGCAGGGCGCGUGCGCUGGGGCUGAGGUGCAAGGAACUGAUCGAUCAUGGUGGUCACACACGUCACCAAGUAGAAGUGCUCACUAGCUUUAGCUUGUUGGCCUGGAGUGGAGGAAGGGGUUCACGGCAUGGUUUUCCAAGAGCUUCCAAGCAAGCGAUGGCCAUGGCCAGAGUGUUGCAUCUCUGGAACGAAUGGGAGAUCCAGAUCCUGGUCCUCGUCAGCUUCGCUCUGCAGGUGUUGCUGCUCAGCUUCGCGUGGAUGCGUCGGCGCAGCAUCUCCCGCGUUCUGAGGGUCCUCCUUUGGCUCAUGUACCUACUGGCUGAGUACACCGCGACAUACACCCUCGGCCACAUGUCCAUUGCUGGCAAGGCAGGCGAGCAUCAGCAGCUAAUGGCGUUUUGGGCACCGUUCCUCCUCAUGCAUCUUGGUGGCCAGGACACCAUCACCGCCUACGCCAUGGAGGACAGCCAGCUCUGGCUGCGCCACCUGCUCACCUUCGCCGUGCAGGCACUCGGAGCAGGCUAUGUCCUCUACAAGUACAUCGGCAGAAGCGGGCCACUGGCCACGCCUGCUGUCCUGUUGUUUACCGUGGGUGUACUCAAGAAUGCGGAGAGAGUGUGGGCACUCAGUUUCUCCAGGCUGGAAAUCAUAAGAAGGUACAUGGACAGUGUUUCUAUAGAUCAAGUUUACAAGGCUUACCCUGGGGCUGAAUGUUUGGAGAGGCAGCCGAAACGGGGCACCUGGGAUUUCUGUCUGGGCCUAGCAGGUCUCCUUGUGUGGCGGAAACCAACGAAUUCGAAGACGCCUAACGACAAUAGUAGUAAGUUUGAAAGAAUCAAACAGUUGGAUGAUGAGUCUGUUCUGCAGGGUGCUCAUGACCUGCUCUACAUCUGCAUGGGUCAGUUUGUGGAUGACAAGAUUUGGCCGUCCGAGUUUCAGAGGAGAGCCAUGGACUUUUUCCAUCUGAAUGGCAAAACAUUCCAGCUGGUUGAGAUGCAACUCUCCAUGAUGUAUGAUAUCUUUUACACCAAGGCAGCAGUAAUCCACACGUGGUAUGGACGUUGUUUCCGUGUCAUUUCUUUGCUUGGAACUGCUAUGGCAUUCUUUCUGUUUCAAUUCAGUACUGGCAAAGAUCACUACAACAGAGUUGAUGCCACUGUGACCUACAUACUGGUAACUGGAGCGUUCAUUCUGGAGGCAGCAUCGGUGUUGAGGGCAAUGGGGUCAACUUGGACAUGUGCCUUGCUAAGAGAGAGGGAGUGGGCACGGCUGCACAGCCUGCAUGUGUCUCUUCGGCGGUAUGUCAGGAUAGCACAAGCAAGAAGAUGGUCUGACUCCAUUGGCCAGCUUAACCUGCUGGACUCCUACUCCUACACCGGUGACAAAACAAGUAUAGCGGCUGAAACAAGUGGUGAUGAGGAAGAAAUAUUCAAUAAAACAACUAGUCGAGGAUCCCUUAUUGGAGAAAUAUUUAAUAAAGCAAGUCUAGAAGAAGGCAACAGUAGACUCCCUCAAGAAAAGGAUAAAGGAGGAGGCUUCGUCCAAGAAAAAGAUAAGAGGGGUAGUCUAGGCAGAAAAUUGAUCUCCUUUUGGAAACAUGGCGGCGGCAGUUGCAGCAGCAGGAUUUCGACGGCCGCCAAGGAGCUGGUGCUGCAAGAGAUACGGAGAUUGGUGGACGCAUGUAAAGGUAAGGAGGGUGUGAUGGGGAGCUACCGUGGUCAGUGCGCCCUGGAGCAGCGACGAUAUGAACCUGAUGAUGAUGAAGAUGGAUUAUUCUUGAAGGAUCUCACCUGGAGCACGAGCAUGGAGUUUGAUCAAAGCAUCCUUACCUGGCACCUUGCCACCCACAAGUUCCUCAAGUACUCAGAAUCUACUACAGAUGCAGGGUCCCUCUCCCUCGUGGAGGCAACCAAGGCCGUCUCCAACUACAUGAUGUUCCUCCUUGUGGAAUGCCCCUACAUGCUGCCAUCCCCAGUUCGACCCACACUGCAUGUCCAGGCCAAGAAAGUGUUGCGUGAACAGCGUAGCUGGGAGCGGUUCAUAACACGGGACCGUACCACCAAAAUUGUGCGAGUCAUUGACCCUGGAGCAAAACUUGCCGACGAACUACUACACAUAGAAGAUUCGAAGAUGCCAGGGCCCAACGAGCUGCUGCGGGUGGUUUUUGGGGUGUGGGUUGAGAUGCUGUGCUACGCGGCGCAUCACUGCAGCAGGGAGUCCCAUGCCAGGCAACUCAACAAUGGCGGAGAGUUCAUCACCACUGUGUGGCUUCUGACAACGGCUGAGUUCAAUCGCGUCCACUGCAGUCUAAGAAACUUUAAGGACCGCAAGCACAGUUCUAUCUUCAUGGAUUUCAUGGCAUGCUGGUCGGCGUUGAUAUUAUGGUUUUCAUCACAUUCCAUGCAGGACAUUCUGAGAUCAUGUUGGUCUGCGUUGAUAUCAUGGUAUUCAUUGGUUAUCAUGGCGCCGGUCCUGAUAUCAUGCAGGUCUGCGCUGAUGUCAUGGUAUUCAUCGAUGUUAAGGUUUCCGUUCAUGGAAUGCAUUCUGAGGUCAUGCUCCGUGAUGUUUUCCCUUAUUUUCUUGCCAAUUCGGGGUAUUAUAUUCCUUCUGAAAUCACCCUGGAUCCCGGAGGUUCCUGGUAGCAUGGGCAUUUGUUAGAUAAUACUGUAAUAACAUGAUGUGUAUAAUGUGGACGUGUCAAUACAUUUGGAUUAUCCAUAGGUAACCCCCCUUUUUUUGUAGAUUGGAUUUGGUGGAAUUGGAUCUCUCGGGAUUUUGUAUGUAAAUUGGAUUACUUAACCAGCACCGCUAAUCUGGAUCUUUGGACACUAUUAUUGGACUUAUAUACUGAAAUCAGAUCACCUUAUUCAGAAUAAUACCAUGAAGCUUUUUCAUGAGAAGAGCAAAACAUUCGAA